Messenger RNA from Lingula anatina, 3911 nucleotides. RefSeq names its product mitochondrial import receptor subunit TOM70. Gene Ontology annotation, molecular function: protein binding; transmembrane protein transporter activity. The record is from RefSeq and is a predicted model, not a curated record. NCBI's taxonomy places the organism in Eukaryota, Metazoa, Brachiopoda, Lingulata, Lingulida, Lingulidae. Gene Ontology annotation, cellular component: mitochondrial outer membrane. Gene Ontology annotation, biological process: protein import into mitochondrial matrix; protein insertion into mitochondrial inner membrane.
GUCCUUUCUCGUAUUGUAAAGAUGGCUUCUAAAGAAAACGUGACUGAGGGAUGGGAGAAGUGGAAAAUUGCACUUGCAGUAGGCGCUCCUAUUGCCCUUGGUCUUGCAGGAUUGUGGUACUAUAACAGAGUCAAAUCGAGUAAUCUGGAGACUAAAAAGAAAGAUAUUGAAUCAGGAGAAAAGAAAGAAGAGCAACCGGAGGCGAAGGCAGCAGAGCCACAGACACCAGUAGAACAAGCCCAGGCUGCCAAAAACAAAGGAAACAAGUGGUUCAAAGGUGGAAAAUAUGACCAAGCAAUCCAGUGUUAUACAGAAGCUAUCAAAAUAUGUCCUCCUGAAAAUAAACAGGAUAUUUCCACUUUCUACCAAAACAGAGCUGCAGCACAUGAACAGUUGAAAAAUUUCACAGAGGUGAUAGCUGACUGCUCCAAGGCUCUAGAGUUCAAUACCAGAUACACCAAGGCAAUGUUUAGGAGAGCUAAGGCAUGUGAGCAUAUAGGGGAUCUGCAGCAGUGCCUAGAAGAUGUGACUGCUGUAUGUAUAUUAGAAGGUUUUCAGAAUCAGCAGAGUUUAAUGAUGGCAGAUAGAGUAUUAAAAGAUUUGGGCAAAUCCAAAGCUAAAGAAGCAUACAAGAAUCGUAAAGAGACAACACCCUCACAUAGUUUCCUUAGGACAUAUUUCUCUGCAUUUGCUAAUGAUCCAAUCAUAAGUAACCUUAAUGAGGUGAAUGAAGAGAGCCCUGAAACUGUUGAAGCUGAAAGUGAGGCUGAGAAGUACCAGGAUGAGUCACCAGAAAAAGAAAUGAAGGACGGGCUUCCAGGGAAAUCCAGGUCUCAAUUCAGUCCAUUCCUGAAAGCCAAGAAACAGUUGGCCAAGAAAGAAUAUGAUAAUGUGAUAGAGCUGUGCACCCAGGAGAUCAGCAAUUCCACAUCCAAGUAUUUACCUGAAGCCCUCCUGCUGCGGGCAACAUUUUAUCUGCUGGCUGGACGAGGGACAAAAGCCAUUGAUGAUUUAAACCAGGUCAUAGGCCUUGAGGAUGUUGAUAAAAAGAUAAAGUCUAAUGCUCUGAUCAAGAGGGGUAGCCUGAAACUUCAGCUUGGGGAGCAGACAGAGGCCCUUGACGACAUGGCGACUGCAGUGAGGGUGGAUCCUGAAAACUCCGACAUAUAUCAUCACAGAGGGCAGCUGAAUCUUCUGUUAGAUCGCAUGGAUGAUGCACUUAGAGAUUUUGACAAGUGUGUGGCCCUUAACCCAGAGUUUGCUGUUGCACAUGCUCAGAAAUGUUACGCAGAAUACAGACAUGCCUUUGACCAGCGCAGUCCCAUGCAGCUGCAGAGCUCUGUCAGGUCAUUUGAGGACCUCCUGAAGAGGUUUCCCGACUGCGCUGAAGCCUUUGCUUUAUAUGGCCAGGCCCUGUGUGACCAGCAGCAGUUUGACCAGGCAGAUGACCAGUUCAAGAAAGCCAUCAAAAUAGAACCAGAUAAUGCAAAUGUUUAUGUACACAGAGGGUUGCUAAGGUUACAAUGGAAGCAGAAUAUGGAGGAAGCCUGUAGUAUGAUUAAAAAAGCCUUAGAGGUAGAUGAUAAGUGUGAGUUUGCAUACGAAACACUGGGAACCAUAGAAGUCCAGAGGGGUAACCUUACAAAUGCAAUAGACCUGUUUAACAAGGCAAUAAGCCUAGCAAAGACAGAAAUGGAGAUGGCUCACCUGUUUUCUCUAUUGGAUGCUGCAAUGGCACAGUCAAAAGUAGCCCAAAACUUUGGAAUUCAAGUGCCAACCAUGGGACCCAUGUAAAAUUACAAUUAUAAAGUUGUAUAUUAGGAUUUCAAGUCAUGCUAUGUGAAAUAUACUGCCAAAAUGUAGUGAAAUGCCAGGGAUGGACUUGUCUUUUUUUUUUUUCAAACCAGUGUAUACUUUUUGAGCUGCACUUUUGAGCUUAUAUUAAGUUCAGUCCUUCAAGACCAAGCAUUUGUGGAAUUUUGCUUCUCAGUUUGCCUGGACGAGUCUUCAAGAUUUCAUUAUCUAAGUGUCUCAGACUAAUGUCCAGUAAAAGUAGCAUUCUUAUCCCCAGAAGUGUGAUACAUACUGACAGCAAGUUGCAAAGAAGAGAAAUUUUGGAAAUUCACCAUGGAAGCUGCUUUGUCAUUUCCUUGUGUGUGAUGUUUUUAGCCAGAUUUAGAAACAGAUACUCUCUUGAGAAACAAAUGAUGAUUAUCAAAUCAUUCCCACAAUUUUUAAUUUUUGUCACUCAUGUUAUUUUGCGUGAAAGACAAACGUAUGAACAACAUUAGAAGAUUUAGACAGGAUUAUAGCUGAAGUUGAAGAAAUGAUAAAAGUUAUGAUCAGACACAUUGACUUUUACAAGAAUUGUGAUGUGAGUUGUUUUGGAGGAGGUGGUGGGAAGACCUGCACCUCAUUUCUUAUCCUACAAUUUUAAGAUUUUUGAUUGAAGUGGCACACUUGAGGUCUAGCCUCAAAUUAACAGAUGUGUGUACAAGAACACUGCCUCGAAACCAUAUCCUCUUUUCUUUUAUUUUUUGUUAAUUUUUUAAAAAAGUUUUUGCAAACUGUUUGUUUUUUAAAGUAAAACUAUGCACACUGUAUUUGAAUACAGCUGGUUUUAUUUGGUUUUUGUUGUAUUUUCUAAUAUUUCAGUUGCACAGUUGCAAGACUUUCUCCAGUUUAGUCAAUGUUAAAUACAUGAUCUUUUUACCAUAUACUUCACAUUGCGAAUGACAAAAAGGUCUUAUAUACAUGAUUAUUAUAAUACGUAGCAAAUUCAAACCAUACAUCAUUUUGCAGUUUUUAACAUAUUGAUCACCUUGCUUGUUACUGUUUUAUGUAAUAGUAAAAAUAAGGAGAAAUCUUGUGAUCAUUUCAGAAUUUUAUUCAUCCCAGUCACAAUAAAUUAUAUUUACCCUUGGUAUUGUAUUUCAGUGAUGUAAACAUGCUUCCUUGCAUUGACAUUGCACAAAUGAGAAGCUGUAUCAUUGCAGUGAUGUUACUGAUCAGUGUUGAUGUUUUCUGUAGAGCAUGUCCACUGUCCAUUUUUCUGUUUGGCAUAUGUUCAAUUUAAAUUAUUAAUAUUUAUUUUGAAAGACUGCUGUGAGAGAUAAAAAUACAAGCUAUUUGAUUGUGCUGCUUUUCUUGCAAUUAUGUUAUCAUAGCUCUAAAAUAUGAAUGUCUUGGGUUCACAUUUUAAGAACAUUUCGCAGUAAAGAAAUAUCAAUAUUUAAAUCCUUUUUGUAAAUGGAUUUCAUAAUAUUUAGAGUUUCUACCAAUGACUUUGGUAACUCCAGAGAAUCAUUGAGGAUAUAAUGGCAGUUGAAACUCCUGGUGUGAGUGGGUUGUAUGGUGUGCAUUAUGCAUUGAUGAAAAAUAAGUGAUGUACAAAAUGAUUUAAUACAUAUUGUUGUACUUCAUUUUUUGUUUGAUAUCUACUUCAUUUUCCGUAGCCAAGUAAACUAAUAUUAAUACCUUUGGUAAAGGUAAGGGGAUACUUUUUAGCUUGGCUUGUUAUGCACAGCAGCAUGGUAAUGUGUAUAAAAUGAGAAGUUUCAGGUUAUAAUAAAAAUUCACAUUUUUACCAAUUUAACAGCAAUUUAGCCUACCCAGACUUGUGAGAUUUUUCUUUCUCUUAAUCAGUUUAACAGCAGAUUUAGGACAUCCAGAUAUGUUUAUGUGCUCGAUGUUACAGUUAUUAUUUAUUUUUUAUUUAUUUUUUAAAAAAUAGAUCCAGGUCAAAAUAGAAUGGUAGUAUUUAGGAUAAAUUUCACAUUUCCCAAAACUGGUUAGUUAUGUGUAUUAUGCAUUGCCUUUGACUUUACUGCACAUAAAUAAGAAAUGGUUAUUAUGUACACAGUAUCUUAAUAAAGUAUUGAUUGAGACAACAUAAAAAUAAUGAAGGCUUU